AUGAAAUUUUCCACAGUCAACAAGAUUCCAUUGCUUCUGGCGUUAUUGGUACAAAUAUGCAUCCUUUCCAAUCGAAAUGGAGUGAUGGGUCUACAAGCCGUCGAGUCUCCACCAGAGACAUCCUCGGGAACUGAGGAAGGAACUACUGAGACUGCUGCUGAAACAGCUGCUACCGAAGCGACUCCUGAAGCCGAAAAUGAAGCAACACCUGCCGAAGAAGAACCAGCUGCUGAAGAAUCACGAGAAGUCGAACCCGUCCAGGAAGGCCCGCUCAUUGACAUCUUUGGUGAAAAGCUCUACUCCUUCGAAUUUUUGGACGAAACCACUGGCCAGAUCAAUCCACAUUACACCAACGAGGCCCUCGCUGGAAAGAAGGUAAUUGGGCUAUACUUUAGCGCCGACUGGUGUGGACCAUGCCGACAGUUCACGCCUGAGUUGGCCUCCUUCUACGAACGCAUGAACAAGAAACGAGGGAAGAAGGACCAGUUCGAAAUUGUUUGGAUUUCUCGGUGUCGGGAUGGAAAUUCGUAUUCCCAAUACUUUGCACAAAUGCCAUGGUUGGCACUUCCACCAGAAGAAGCUAUGGGAGCUCGGGGACAACAACUGGGAGAUAAGUACAAGGUUAAGAGUAUCCCAUCCUUGGUCUUGAUUGAUGAUUUGGGAAAUACCAUUACUAUUCAGGCCAGAGACAAGAUUCCUCAAGAUAAAGCAGGAGUUGGCUUCCCAUGGCGUGAUCCUAUUUCGCAAUUGAUCCAUACGCUUGUUCCAAGGAGCCUGCGCGCUUUGAUCCGAACCCAAAUUCAAUCUUUGAAGCGUGGAGUUGUUGGAAAGCUAAAGGCUCUCGUUGGACUCGGACCAAAGGCAACGGCAACGGCAGCAUAA
Molecule: messenger RNA, 882 nt
Organism: Cylindrotheca closterium
Lineage: Eukaryota; Bacillariophyta; Bacillariophyceae; Bacillariales; Bacillariaceae
Source: the annotation of a GenBank genome assembly